Cydia pomonella (codling moth) is the source of this 613-nucleotide messenger RNA. RefSeq lists its product as uncharacterized. The record is from RefSeq and is a predicted model, not a curated record. The transcript has 4 exons. Lineage: Eukaryota; Metazoa; Arthropoda; Insecta; Lepidoptera; Tortricidae. The coding region runs from base 191 to 496 and encodes 101 amino acids.
UCUCUUUCAAACAACAUGUUGUUUUUUAAAGAAAUAUGUUGUGCUGUUAUGUUGUGCGUAGUUUUCAACGGGUCAGGAUUUAAAUUAUAUGAUGCUGAACCGCUUCUCAGAGGCGCACCAAAAAUAAAACUUGACUGGCGAAGAGCUGGAGGAGGUCCUGAACAUAGACCCCGGCGGCGAGUACACCACCAUGAACUUCCAGUAUGAGCACGACCAGUACCUGGGGCAGUUUGAAAACAGCGAUAAGGGAGAGCGAUGCUAUAACGAUCAUGUCAGGUGCUUGACAUCCAUCAUGGCCGCUUCUCGACCGGUCUGCGGAACAGAUUCCAUCGGAACCAGAAGUGAAUUCGGCUCCAUGUGUGACUUGUACCUGGACAAUUGCAAGAGACAACAGGCCUAUUGGACCGUCAUCGAUAGCGGGAACUGCACUAGAGCUGCGACAGUAUAUAUUUAUGAUUUUGACGAAACAAAAACCAUUAAAUCUUCAGGCAGAUAAAAAAUAACUAUGUGAUGAAAAUAAACACAGUGCUACCAACAAGAAAAUUAUUUUAGCCGAACCAUACCUACAAUUUCAAAGCAUUAAAGUGGGUAAAAAUAAAUUAUUUCAAUAGUG